AAAGAAUGUUGUUGAUUAGAUAGUCCGCUCUCAUUCUAUCAACAUUUGGCUUAUUGUAAACAAGCCACUAAAGUUAAUUCUAUUUCCGAAAUCCGAACGAAUAGGGAACAUCGCAACGCCCAAUCUUCAAGCAAUGAGGGGCGAGAAGUUCUACGUAUGCUGUGCAUUACUUUUGUUGGGAUACAUUGCUUCUCCAAGCAGUGCGGCAUCAACCCCAGCACCGACAACGAAGCCCGCAAGUACAGGCAAACCCACUGGAUCCCCAACACCACCCAAGCCACCCCCACAGGAUCCUAACACGCUGCAGUGCACCGUAUUUAACCUGACACUGAAGCUGACAAACGCAACUUAUGAUGAAAGUUUAGCUUCUCCACAUUCGCCUCAGUUCAUCAAACUUAGAACAGAUUUCGAAGUUGGAGUUUUACAAGUUUAUGAUGGAUACAAGCCUUUCCUUGGUGUAACAACUUUGUUAUUCAGCAAAGCCCCAGAUGGCAAGACCAUUGUACACUUUGUGGUCGAGUUCAAAGACAACGGGACUCAUCUUCCAAACCUGACUAAAGCCAUAACCGCCGGCAAGCUUGGAAAGCUGACUCCAGUUUCUGUCGCUCCAAAACUUGGUCAGGCAGCAUGUUACAAGGAAAUACCCCCUGCGAUCUGCCAAAUUCCAUGCCCAUCGGCCUGUGCUCCUUCUUGCUACUCCAGCUGCUGCCAGCAGUACCAACAGCCCUACUACUAUCCUCAGGCUCCUCCUCCUCCUCCUCCCAUGCCCGUCACGUGCCCAAACAACUGCCCCAGUACAUGCGCACCUACCGGGUGUACUCCUGCCUGUUGCAACACAGUGUAUAACCAGCCUUCUUAUUCUUACGGAAAACGUCACCACGCCCCAAGACCAGUUAAGGGAACUAAGAAACACCACAUCUUUCGUAAACACCGCAAGCAUCACUAAAGAACGUGUGAAAUGAAAAGAACAGAAGGAGAGAGGAACGUUGGAGUUUUGUUUUUUUGUUUACUUUCACAUGCUCAUCUCGGUUCGACGCCUUUUCUGUGUUGCGCAAGGUAUCUCUAAUGCUCUCUUAAAAACAAAAGUUCAUUUUAAAGUACAUUUACCAUCAACAGCGAUCAACGAGAGCUAAAGAUUCGGAACGUACGAAAUCCUACGCUCUAAAACGCCCGUGAGACACUUCAAAAAGAAUGUGAAAAUAAAGAUAAAGAUUGAAUUCUUGAAUAGUUGUCAGCAGAAAUGAUUUGAGUUUGAUUUCAGCGAAAUAGGACAUUUUAUUUACUUAUGGACAGGACAUUUUAUUUACUUAUGGACCGGACAUUUACAGAAACCUAAUUCAAUGAAUUAUCAUAAAAAAAGGCUUUGUUAUUCCAAGGCCCAGAGGGACAGUUUAAGGCCCAGACGGACAGUUUAGCUUACUUUUAUUUUAUUGGGGCGUGAUAUUUUAAAUUGUAUCAUUUGUUUGUUUGUCGGUGAAAUGGAAAGUAGUUUAGUUUUCGCUUAUCGUAAGCAUUGUAAAUAAGGCACAGUGACGUCACGACUGAAAAUAAACAAUUCCAAAAUUUCA
This is a messenger RNA of Pocillopora damicornis (cauliflower coral), 1568 nucleotides long. RefSeq lists its product as uncharacterized. The record is from RefSeq and is a predicted model, not a curated record. Lineage: Eukaryota; Metazoa; Cnidaria; Anthozoa; Scleractinia; Pocilloporidae.